AUGAAAAGUUCUCGUUUUGAGCAGUUCUUCCAUAAAGAGGCUGUGUGGGGAAGGGUGCAGAGAAUUUUAUGGAUGAAGCAGUUUAUCUAUCUAUCUAUCUAUCUAUCUAUCUAUCUAUCUAUCUAUCUCUCCAUUCCAAAAUGCGCAGGAUGCAGCGAACAGAUACUGGACCGAUUUAUUUUGAAGGUCCUUGACAGAUCGUGGCAUUCAAAAUGCCUGAAGUGUACAGACUGUCAUGCCCAGCUCACAGACAAAUGUUUCUCGAAAAACGAUGAAGUUUUCUGUAAAGAUGAUUUCUUCAGAGUUCCUCCAUCUUCGUUUUUCUGCCUCAUUUUAAUUCUCUUUUAUCUAUUCUAUUCCUUCUUUGUCUUCCUCUACUCCCACUUCCCUCUACUUCUCUUCUUCUUCUUCUCCCUCUUCUUCUUCUUCUUCUUCUUCUUCUUCUUCCUCUUUUUCUUCUUCUUCUUCUUUCUUUCUUUCUUUCUUUCUUUCUUUCUUUAUUUAUUUAUUUAUUUCUCUCUUUAUUCAUUUAUUUCUGUCCUUCUUUCUUUCUGUCUUUCUUUCUACCUGUCUCUUUCUUUAUUUCCUCAGAACUUUUAUUUUCUUUUAUCAUUUCGUUUUAUUUUCUUUUUCUUCCGCCAUCUCUUCUUUCGCCAUCUUUUCUUUCGCCACCUUUUCUUCCGCCAUCUUUUUUUUGCCCUCUUUUCUUCCGCGAUCUUUUCUUCUGCCAUCUUUUCUUCCGCUAUCUUUUCUUUCGCCAUCUUUUCUUCCACAAUCUUUUCUUUAACCAUCUUUUCUUCCGCCAUCUUUUCUUCCUUCCUCUUUUCUUUCGCUAUCUUUUCUUCCGCCAUUUUUUUUUUCCAUCAUCUUUUCUUCCGCCAUCUUUUCAUUCGCCAACAUUUCUUCCGCCAUCUUUUCUUUCGCCAUCUUUUCUUAUAUUUUUUCUUUCUUUUUUUAUUAUAUUUUCCUUCUAUUUAUUCCUUCUUUUUAUAUUAUCCAUUUCUUCAACUUCUUCUUAUUCUUCUCUCUUGUCUCCUGCCAUCUAUAUGUUCAAAUUCGAUCAUUUGCUUUUUAUCUCGCUCUACAUCCGUAUCUAAUAUACCUGCGCGCAUGCGUGGCUACUCAUAUUUUUAA
Molecule: messenger RNA, 1134 nt
Organism: Acanthosepion pharaonis
Lineage: Eukaryota; Metazoa; Mollusca; Cephalopoda; Sepiida; Sepiidae
Source: the annotation of a GenBank genome assembly